CCGAACAUCGAUUGUCAUUGAGUCGGAUUGACUUUGUCCGACAUCUGCGUCAAUCUGCACUGACUGGGUUUGCAUCGGCACUAACGGCGGCUGUCGUGUCGCGGUGCAAGACUUCCUCUACAGACUCUCAUCUCUGGGGAUGCCUUCGGAAUACCACCUCCAAUCCUUCUGGGAGCAGCGGUUCACUACCGAACCACACUUCGAAUGGCUAGGAGACGGGCAGGAGACGCUCCUGCCACGACUACGCACCUUCCUGUGCGCAGAAGCUGCCUCCAGAGCGCAUCGAACGGCGAACACACCGCCGCGUCUGUUGCACAUUGGCGCGGGAAGCUCCACGCUCUCCCAGCGGAUCCUCGAAGCGUACGAGGAAUCCUACGGGCAAGCAUCCUGGGAUGAGAGCACCAUCGUAAACCUAGACUUUUCGGAGGUUGCUGUGCAGAACGGACAGCAGGCCGAGAUCGCCAGGACUCAGGAAGGCGCGGGGCGGAGCAUGCGAUGGGUACAAGCCGACGUCCUGCAGUGGGGUGACCUAGCACCGCUAGUCGAUUGGAGGCAUGGACUGGGGGAUGUGAAUGGAGGGCCAUUCGCGCUCGUCGUGGACAAGAGUACUUCCGACGCAAUUGCUUGCGGAGAGGACAUUGUGCUCACCGCAUCGCCUUCCCGCUGUCAUCCUGCCAUCCAGCGACACAUCCCGACAAGCGACAUACCAGGAGGAAGAGUUGAUCCAGUCGCUCUGCUCGCCCUCAACCUCGCUCCCCUCGUGCGUCCCGGCGGUCUCUGGAUCAUCCUCUCUUUCUCGUCAAGUCGCGUCUCCUUUCUAGGCCGUAGGGACACGAAGAAUACUCGGUCAUCAAUGACCCUUGACCCGGCGUUGUACUGGAGUCUGGAAGAGCAUGACACCGUAGAUGCCCCGACCGGGCUGAGCAAAGAGGGAGUGCAUGCGCCACCGGUGCAACACCAUGUGUACAUCCUGCGGAGAAGUAGCAAGCUACUGGACAUCCGUUGGUAGUAGAGGAAAUAGUGUAUUUCGCCACGUCUAUCAUGGAAGGACAUCGUGAACAAUAUGUAAGCAGCAAAGUAGAAAAUGGUAC
This is a messenger RNA of Rhodofomes roseus, 1091 nucleotides long. RefSeq lists its product as uncharacterized. The transcript has a single exon. Lineage: Eukaryota; Fungi; Basidiomycota; Agaricomycetes; Polyporales; Fomitopsidaceae. Bases 140 to 1009 code for a protein of 289 amino acids. The record is from RefSeq and is a predicted model, not a curated record.